GCCCACUUUUGCGCUUGAUCCUACAGUGUUCAGAAUAGCGUGUAUAAUUUAUGUGCCUUUUCCACUACCGCGCAACUGUGUUUGUUCCUGUGAGUGAAACACAAAAUCAGCACAGGGGAAAUGUCGAGAGUUUACAUCGGAAGAUUGAGCUAUCGAGCAAGGGAAAAGGACGUUGAGAAGUUCUUCAAGGGCUAUGGGAAGAUACUUGAAGUUGACCUGAAAAACGGGUAUGGGUUUGUUGAAUUUGAUGACCCCCGCGAUGCAGAUGAUGCUGUGUAUGACCUGAAUGGGAAAGACCUGUGUGGGGAGAGGGUUAUUGUGGAACACACAAAGGGGCCGCGGCGGGACGGCAGCUACGGCUCAGGAGGAGGAGGAGGAGGAGGCGGCGGUGGAGGAGGAGGAGGAGGGGGAGGAGGAGGUGGAGGUGGACGAAGCGGGGGCGGGUAUGGGCGUGGUGGCAGAGACAGAUAUGGCCCACCAGCAAGGACAGACUAUCGGCUGAUCGUUGAGAACUUGUCCAGUCGCUGCAGCUGGCAGGACCUGAAGGACUACAUGAGGCAGGCGGGUGAGGUGACGUAUGCUGACACCAAUAAAGGGCGCAGGAACGAGGGRGUGAUAGAGUUCAGGCUGUACUCUGACAUGAAGAGAGCCCUGGAGAAGCUGGACGGCACAGAGGUGAACGGCAGGAAGAUCCGGCUGAUUGAGGACCGCCCCGGGGCCAAGCGCAGCAAGCGCUCUUACUCUCGCAGCCGCUCCAGGUCUCGCUCCAGGAGCCGUAGGUCCCGUAAGAGCCGCAGCCGCAGUGASAGCAGCAGUCGCUCCCGCUCCAGGGGUGCUGCCUCCCGCUCACGUAGUCGCUCCCACAGCAAGAAGGACAAGGACAAGACCAAGGGCCGCAGAGAGGAGGAGCGCACCAACGGUGCCCACAAGGCCAAGGAUGUGGGCCGCAGUAAGAGCCGCAGUAAGAGCCGCAGUAAGAGCCGCAGUAAGAGCCGGAGUAAGAGCCGGAGUAAGAGCAAAAAGAGCAGCAAGAAAGACGGGAAGAAGAGCAGGAAGGAUGAGUCCAGGUCUCGUUCCCGCUCUCGCUCUAGGUCAGCAGCCAAGGAUCGCUCCAGGAAGUCAGGCUCCAAGAGCCGUGAGCCGGCCAAGAGCGACAACGAGGGAGCUGCAGCCGAGAAGGGGGCUCCCCGCUCUCGCUCCCAUACGCCCACUGAAUCCAAACCUAAAUCCAAGUCAAAGUCCAAAUCUCCAUCUCCCUCCCCGGCCAAAGCCCGCUCCCGUUCCCCCUCCGUCUCCCGCUCAGAGUCCCGCUCCAAAUCUCGCUCCG
Molecule: messenger RNA, 1327 nt
Organism: Salvelinus sp. IW2-2015
Lineage: Eukaryota; Metazoa; Chordata; Actinopteri; Salmoniformes; Salmonidae
Product: serine/arginine-rich splicing factor 6
Cellular component (GO): cytoplasm; nucleus
Molecular function (GO): mRNA binding
Source: RefSeq, a predicted model, not a curated record